AUGUCAAAGGAGCACGGACAUACUCCUGUCAACGGGGUUUCUGACGAGAGGAAGGGAACAGUCGACCUGAACGUUGAACCAUUAGAUUCUGAUACGAAUACGCCAGCAGAUACCAACAGAAUCGACCCAGAGGUAGACCGCACGAUCUCCCAUUGCAUCCUCAAGAAUGGGGACCAAGUUCGCAUAACAUGGACUUUAGAAGAAGAGGCUCGCAUUGUCCGAAAGUUGGAUAUUCUCUUUCUUCCCAUAUUCGCCUUGAUGUUUACAUGGAUGGCCAUUGAUCGCACAAACGUGUCAGGCGUGCUGACCUCGACCUUUCUACAAGAUACAUCCAUGACCCACGACCAGGCCAAUACAGGAGUUUCUCUUCUCUGGCUGGGAAUUGUCCUGCUCGAGAUCCCCUCCAACAUCGUGCUCCAUCGCAUAGGCCCACACUACUGGAUCCCAGGCCAAGUCAUUACCUGGGGCUUUAUCGAGGUACUGCAGUCCCAAGUCACCAAUGCCGGUGGGUGGUAUGUUGCGCGGCUAUUUCUAGGGCUGGCAGAGAGCGGGUUCAUCCCCGGGGGGCUGUACACGCUGUCGAGAUGGUAUGCACCCGAUGAGCUAACGAAGCGUACGGCGGUGUUCUUCCUUGGACCGUCUGUUUCGGCGGCAUUUGGGUCGCUGAUUUCAGCGGGAGCACUGACUCUACAUGGGAAGGGAGGGCUUAUGGGUUGGCAAUGGAUAUUUGUUAUCUGUGGCGUAUCUACCAUAUUCGUGGGCGUUCUGGCUCUCGCUUUAGUACCCAAGUCUCCCUACCACACAGGAAACCUGUUUGGCGGUUUGAUCCGUGUACGAGGCUGGCUCAACGAGCAUGAAGCCGAUAUUCUCACCGCACGUCAAGCGCGAAGAUCCGAUCAUCAUGCAGCUGGAUCGAAGCUCAAAAUCAGCUGGAAGGACAUAACCGACGUCCUCUUCCACUGGGCCACCUGGCCAUACCUAAUCACCUGCCUAUCCGGCCUACAGAGCGUCAACGGCCUAAGUACCUGGGGAACAACAAUAAUCAAGUCCCUCGGCUUCAGCAGUAUCCGGGCCAACCUCCUCAACGCCCCAGGGAGUCUGCUAUCCGCGAUAUUCGCUAUCGGGCUGUCCGCCACUGUCGACCGAUAUAACCGGUUCGGGUAUCCGAUUCUGUUUGCGGGCGUGUGGACGCUCGCUGGCCUUGUGGCGCUUUAUUCCCUCCCAGUGCAGUCCGAGAGCUCGUGGUCGUUCUAUGCAGCGUACUUGAUCACCCAGGCCGCUCCAGGCUGGCAGCCGAUCAACGUAACCUGGCUAUCACGCAAUUUCGCAACACCCCAGAAGCGAGCCGUGGCGUACGCAGUAUACAUUGGAUGUUCAAACCUAGGCGGCACGUACGGAAACCAGGUAUUCAGGGCUAGCGACGCCCCUGGUUAUCGCAAUGCAUGGAUUGCCUGUAUCUCCCUAGGCGCGGUCUGGCUCGCCGUGACGCUAUUGCAGAUAAUUGCAUUCAAGUGGGCGAAUAGACGAGCCGCACGGGCUUCUACGCAGAGCUGGGAAUCAGAGGGUGCUUACAACGAUGGGCAGGGGCGGAAAUAUCGUUACUAUUGGUAA
This is a messenger RNA of Aspergillus puulaauensis, 1611 nucleotides long. RefSeq lists its product as uncharacterized. The transcript is spliced from 10 exons. Gene Ontology annotation, molecular function: transmembrane transporter activity. Gene Ontology annotation, biological process: transmembrane transport. Bases 1 to 1611 code for a protein of 536 amino acids. NCBI's taxonomy places the organism in Eukaryota, Fungi, Ascomycota, Eurotiomycetes, Eurotiales, Aspergillaceae. Gene Ontology annotation, cellular component: membrane. The record is from RefSeq and is a predicted model, not a curated record.